This is a messenger RNA of Alosa sapidissima (American shad), 1968 nucleotides long. RefSeq names its product nudix (nucleoside diphosphate linked moiety X)-type motif 19 (gene nudt19). Gene Ontology annotation, cellular component: mitochondrion. The record is from RefSeq and is a predicted model, not a curated record. Gene Ontology annotation, molecular function: hydrolase activity, acting on acid anhydrides, in phosphorus-containing anhydrides. The transcript is spliced from 3 exons. Lineage: Eukaryota; Metazoa; Chordata; Actinopteri; Clupeiformes; Clupeidae. The coding region runs from base 64 to 1407 and encodes 447 amino acids.
CUGAUCUGUCCUUCAUAUGUGUUUGGCAAAAACGUCAACGUGAAGUUACAGAGUUACAGUUAUAUGUCAAAAGUUGUUUCAAAUGCAUACGAAACUCAAAAUGUAGACGAGCCUGUGGACACACCAGUUUUCAAGAUGAACACUGCAUUGGUACAUUGGAAGGAGGCAGCGACUGUCAUUUUAACAGCCGGAAUCAAACGCACGUCUGUUGUUGACAGUUUAAGGACAAGUAUCGAGAAACAUUCUCCGAACCCUCCUGUCACCUGGACCCAGUCAGGUUUACCUGUUAAGUCAGCAUUUGAUUACGAGGUGCUCCUGCUAAAACGAAGUGGUAAGAGUGGGUUUAUGCCAAAUGCAUAUGUCUUUCCCGGUGGUCUCGUGGAGAUUUCGGACUUUUCCAGUGAAUGGCUCGAUAUUUUCAGGAACUUCACACACUCACCAAAUUUCGGGUUGGGAGUUGUUAAACAACCACCUCAGACUAGACCUCCUAUUUUCGCCACGGAUAGAAUGAAAUUUGGCUCUCCUAUCCCGGGAGAUGUUGCCUUUAGAAUAUGCGCUGUGCGGGAGACCUUCGAAGAAUCAGGCAUACUUCUGGUUGUACCCAAAGAGGAAGAAAAUAGCGUACUGAAGUCUAUGAAAAACAAAGAAGACGCUGGUAUGGCAGAUUUGGCACAAAUAUCAAACGUAUGUGGCGAAAGGGAACUGGCUAACUGGAGGCAGUUGGUGAUGAAGAACCCACUGAACUUUAUUCGCAUGUGCAGGGAGUUGGAGUGCCUGCCCAACAUCUGGGCCUUGCACGAGUGGGGCAACUGGCUUACUCCUACAGCAGUGUACGGCAAGCAGAGGAGGUACGACACGGCAUUCUUCAUUUGCUGCUUGAAGGACAUACCUCACACUGUGCAGGAUGAGAAGGAGAUAGUUCAUUUUAAGUGGUCCACUCCCAUUGAGGUUCUUCAGAGCUAUGAGGCGCGUGAAUUGUGGAUUGCCCCACCGCAGCUGUACGACCUGAGUCGUCUGUGCCACUUCCGUGGCCUAGAUGACCUCCACCGCUUCGCUGAGCAGCGCUCCCUAGAGGGCUGUGAGCAGUGGUUGCCCAUCAGACUCACCUCUGCAGACUGCUACAUAUCACUGCUGCCAGGUGAUGGGCUGUACCCCGAGCAGGUGGACAUGUCCGGCCAGCGUGACGUGAACAUGCGCACUCAGAAGAGCCUGGAGGAGCUGCAGCAGGAGAGCUCUAGCUUCCACCGCUUGGUCUUCCACGACCCCUACACCACGUCCAUGCACAUCAACAUCACCCCCAAGUACAAGCACCUGAGUCCACUGCCUGGUACAUCCAGCAGCUGUGGUAGUAAUAGCAGUAGCAGUAGUAGUGACCGCAGCGGGAGCACACCCACCAGUCGGCUCUGAGUCUGUCUGCACGUCCCUCUGCUGGCGUUCAGGGAAACUGCAUUUGUCAACAACUACACCACUGGGGUGCACCGGCCUUAAAAAGCUGUGGGUGCAGAGUUUGUGUUCUACUUGCUUAUUUGUUUAAAGCCAUAAACUGUGGGAGAGAGUUUGAGUGGUGGUUACAGUAGUGGUCGGUACAGUAGGUUUGUAGGUUGAGGACGUUUGUGCAUGAAAGUAGUGUUUUCUCAUUUGCUACCUCAGUGUUACAGUUGGAAAGUUUCGGCAAAUGGAAUGAUGGCCUGAUAUAUCUGACAAAGAAAAACAAAACCACGCAAGAAAAGGGUGCUUCUGUUCAAAUCACUAAUGAAGCAGCACAUGAGACAUUCUACUAGAAACGUACAUUUCCUAUCAAUGAAACUUAAUCCUAAAAUGUCGUAAACUGACUAGAUGAUUGAUUUCUAGGAGUUGUUCUGUAAAAGGAUAUGUAAUUCUCAGAUAAUGCUCUCAGAUGUUUUUUUUUCUUUAUUAAAAAGCCUUUUAAUCUUUCUUAAAGGGACACCAGGCAACGUUUUCGUGUUA